CCGCUGCUACCACUAACCCGACUGCUAGAGAGAAACCGACGCGAUGCCCCCGAGAAAGAAAGCUGCUGCGAAGACUGACGUCGACGGGGCCGCGACGCCUGCCGCGACGCGUGCGAGCGGGCGCGCCCGCGCGCCGUCCGCGAAGGCUGCGGCCGUCGCGGCCGUUGCAGCCAGUGCGGCCCUUCCCGUCGAUACCCGGAUAAAAGCAACAGGGAAACCCCCCACGAAGGCCGCUGCGAAGGCGAAGGGCAAGGGCAAGCGGGCGCGGGAGGAGUCGGACGAUGAGGAAGACGCUGCUGCGCCUGCCGCCGGGGCCGCGGAUGACGAGGAAGAGGAGGAAGAGGAGGAGGUGAAGAAGCCGAAGGCCAAGCGCGCGCGGAAGGACACUGCGGGCGUGAGUGUGGAUGCGGACGCGGACAAGAAGAAACCCGCGAGCAAGCCUGCUAGCAAACCCGCGAGCAAACCCGCGGCCAAGAAGACGAAGGAUGUGGCGGACCUGCCGCAGAAGAUGGUCACCGUGGUGAAGCGCGGUGCCGCUCCAGUGGAUGGUUAUUCCGGUUUCGUCAUUAGCCACGAAGUGCUCGUCACCCCCGAGGGCGUUUGGGACGCGAUGCUGAACCAGACGGACCUCGGCAAGAACGCAAACAAAUUCUACCUCUUGCAGCUGCUCCAUCCCAUCGGCAACAACGCCAGCUGCAUCCUGCACACGCGCUGGGGCCGCGUUGGCGAGAAUGGCCAAUCUCAGCAGAAGGGCCCCUGGCCAGCCGCUACGGCCGUGAAUGAGUUCAAGAAACAGUUCAAGGCGAAGGCAGGGGUCAGCUGGGAACAGCGAGUGGGCAUGGUUCCUGCGAAAGGAAAAUACAUGUGGCUAGAGCGCUCUUAUGACGAUGAGGAGACCGCCGACGCGAAAAACGGCUCUGGAAAGAGUGGCGAGUCGAGCAGCCAGGAUGAUGAGAAGAUUCCGGACUCGACUCUGUCGCCCGAGAUUCAGACGCUCUGCAGGCUAAUCUUCAACUCCUCGUUGAUCGAUGCGCAUCUGUCGUCGAUGAACUACGACGCGAACAAACUUCCCCUGGGCAAAUUGGCCAAGUCGACCAUCCUGAACGGCUUUGCUGCGUUGAAGACGCUCUCAGAAAUCAUCGCCCAGCCCAACAGCAACGCCGCUCAGGCAUUGGGUGGGUACCGGCCAGCCGUCGAAACACUCACUGGUCGAUACUACUCGAUUAUUCCACACGUGUUCGGCAGGGAUAGACCCAUUGUGAUUGAUACCAUCGACAGGUUGAAGAAGGAACUGGAACUCGUCGAUGCACUCGGCGACAUGGAAAUCGCCUCAAAGCUAAUCUCGUCGACGAUCCCCCGUGACGCAGACGGGAACGCGGUGAACCCGCUCGACGGGCACUUCCGCUCGCUGCAGCUCUCGAAAAUGGAGCCCGUCGCGCGCGCGAGCCCCGAGUUCACCGCGCUCGAGCGGUACACGCGCGACACGCACGGCGCGACGCACAGGCACUACGGCGUCGACGUCUUGAGUGCGUUCCGCGUCGAGAGGGAGGACGAGACUGCAGCGUGGAUGAAGGCGGGCUUCGAUAGCGUUCCGGAUGGGGAACGUCUGCUGUUGUGGCAUGGGUCGCGCACGACGAACUUCGCAGGUAUCCUCAAGCAAGGCCUGCGCAUCGCGCCUCCAGAGGCGCCCGUCACUGGUUAUAUGUUCGGCAAGGGUGUCUACUUCGCGGAUGUGAUGUCGAAGUCUGCGAACUACUGUCAUACUCAUCUGAGCAACAACACCGGCCUGCUCCUCCUCUGCGAGGUCGCCGCGAAGCCCUUCUACGAGCAACACGAGGCCAACUACAACGCCGACGCCGAUUGCAAGGCCGCGGGUGCACGAGCGACGAAGGGCUUGGGCCGCUCGCAGCCUGGCGACUGGCAGGAUGCCGGGGCGGCGCUGAACCACCCCGAGCUGCGCGGCUGCCACAUGCCGAAGGGUCCCGCCGUGGACGUACAAGAUCCGAAGGGAUACCUCCAGUACAAUGAGUAUAUCGUGUACAACACCUCGCAGAUCCGUUUGCGGUACCUGUUGAUGGUCAAGAUGGGCUGAGCCUUCUAGAUAACUUGGCGUUAUUGCUUUCGCUUUCUAUCUUUGCUCUGGUGAUGUCGUUGUUGCACAACUACUGUAUGUAUCUUGCUGUUCGAAUUAGUAUUUGUGCGGCUGUAAUCAA
Trametes versicolor FP-101664 SS1 is the source of this 2213-nucleotide messenger RNA. Its product is annotated as PARP-domain-containing protein. NCBI's taxonomy places the organism in Eukaryota, Fungi, Basidiomycota, Agaricomycetes, Polyporales, Polyporaceae. The record is from RefSeq and is a predicted model, not a curated record. Gene Ontology annotation, molecular function: NAD+ poly-ADP-ribosyltransferase activity. The transcript is spliced from 22 exons. Bases 44 to 2092 code for a protein of 682 amino acids.